This is a messenger RNA of Rana temporaria (common frog), 4149 nucleotides long. RefSeq names its product pecanex 4 (gene PCNX4). Gene Ontology annotation, cellular component: membrane. The transcript has 12 exons. The record is from RefSeq and is a predicted model, not a curated record. Lineage: Eukaryota; Metazoa; Chordata; Amphibia; Anura; Ranidae. The coding region runs from base 266 to 3805 and encodes 1179 amino acids.
UCCCUCCAUUGUGUGUCAUGGAGCCCGAGCACAGCUCUGCGCGUCCCCGCGGCGGGAGCGCGCCCGUGCUGUGAUGGGGGAUCGGGAGGAGGAAGGUGAAGAGCGGAUGGAUCCCGUGUGCGGUGUACCGGGCCUGAGCAGCGGAGGGGGGCGGGAAAUCUGAAGGUUGUGAUGCAAAUGAGAAGAGAACUUCCUGUUAUUUGGCAGGUAUUGUCAUUUAGCUGCACAAAUGAUGAAACCCUACCCAGAUUUGUGACUAUAAAGAAUGGGUCCUGAUGUUCCUUUACUGAACGACUACAAGCAGGAAUUCGUCUGGAAACGCUUUCCUCAAACUGUUCUGGGCGGUCCUCGAUUCAAAUUAGGAUACAGUGCCCCUCCUUACAUAUAUAUCAAUCAGGUCAUCCUCUUUCUGACACCAUGGGUAUUGGGCGGUGUGGGCACUGUGCUGUGCGAAGUCAGAAUCAUACAGGAUUACUACGCAGCAGUACUCUCUGGAGGACUAAUGCUCCUUGCUUCCUUUAUUAUACAACUGUUAAACCAAUACGCCCGACGGAGGACCUCUACUGUAGAAAGACUACAGAAUCAAAACACCCUCACCGAUGAGGAUGAUUAUGACUUUUCCGGCUGUCUGGGCUCAGAAACUGUAAAGUUCAUUAUCCCCGGCAAGAAGUUCAUAGCGAAUGUUAUUUUUCAUUCCUUUCUUGCUGGGGUGCUAUGUGGAUUAGGGACAUGGUAUUUAUUACCAUACAGACUGGACUUGCUGUACGGCAACUUGGGAGGGACAGUUAUGAUUUUUAUAUGUGGUUGGAUAACUAUUUGUAUAGGUGAAUAUUCUCUAAUUGUAAACUCCGCCACUGAGACAGCAACUUUUCAUGCUCAAGACACCUAUGAAAUUACAUCUCUUCUGCGACCGGUCUAUAUUUUGGCUUUCAUUGCUGUAGACCUUGCAUACAGAUUUGUUGUGUCCGUGCCAGCUUUAGUUUGGGCCAACAAAAUAUUGCAUAUCAUAUUCCUGUUUCUGCCGAUUCUUUGGGCUUUGGGAAUUCUACCACCUCUUGAUGCACUCGUCCUCUGGGGAAUGGAGCAGACGCUGGAGUUUGUCUUGGGAGGAUCGCCAAUGUCCAGUAACUUGCGGUUGUUAAUCACUUUUAUCAUAUCAGCUGGAGUAACCAUAUCGGCCUAUUUCAUUCCAAAUUCAAUUGGUGUUGUUUUGUUCAUAAGUGGAUUUGGCUUCAUCCUCAGUCUUAACUUAACAGAGAUGGCAAUUAUCCUCCUCAGUAAAAGCAGCAGGUGUACAAGAGUUAGUGAUGGCUUCCAUUGGAAAAUGACUUGGAAAGAGCCGGUAUUUUACUGUGUCAUCCUGAGCUUGGUCCUGCUCGAGUCCAGUCUGUUGCAUCACUUUUGUUAUUCAACAUUUUCCUUAUUAAGCCCACAGGCCAUCGUGAGCUACUGCCUCAUUGUACUUUUAGUCUUUUUGUGGAUGCUCAGAGAAAUUCAAGGUGCUUAUAUUUUGGGGAUCAUAAGAAAUCCCUUUUUCCAAAAUGACAUUAGGAUGCUAAAUGUCUUCAUGAAGAAACAAAGUCGAUUACAGAAAGCAGCUCUUGUAAGAAGUUUUUUGCUCACUUUGGCGUCUCCUUUAAUGAUGGUGGCAUACCUCUCUCUGGAUGCUUCACUGUAUUCACUGCCUUCGGUAUCAGCCUGCAUUGGACUCACAAGGGCUUACAGGAUGAUAUGGCAGAACACAGAAAAUGCCUUGCUGGAGAUGGUCACUGUAUCAAUUGUACAGCUCUUUGUUUUUAACACAACCGUCUGGUGGAACAUUGAUCUGGACACAGGGAUAAGGCUUCUUUUGGUUGCUGUAAUACGUGAUCGUCUAUAUCAGCUAGUCUCCAAACUUCAGUUUGCUAUAACUGUUUUACUGACAUCCUGGACUGAAAAGAAGCAAAGAAGGAAGUCGACAAGCAGCUUAAUUACAAUAAACAUUAUUUUCUUCCCAUUGGUACUGACCUUCAUUAUCCUGUCAGCGGUGCUAUCCUCUCCAUUACUGGCACUUUUCACUCUCCCGGUGUUCCUGGUGGGAUUCCCCAGACCUAUUCGCAGCUGGCCUGGUGCUGUAGGUGCUGCAGCCUGUGUGUGCUCUGAUACCGUCUAUUACCAGCAAAUGGUCCCGGGCUUUGCUGCAGCUCUGCAAUCUGCAAUUGCUUCUGGAAGUCUAGGUGUGGUUACUCCAGGAUCACACUUCCUUUGUCGUUUCCAAGACCGAUUAAUAUGGCUGCUGAUUCUUGAAAGGGGUUAUACUUACUGCUGUGUAAAUGUAAAGGGAUUAGAGUUGCAGGAGACCUCUUGUCAUACAGCCGAAGCUCGGAGAGUGGAUGAAGUUUUUGAAAUGGCAUUUGAGCAGGCAGAAAAUACUAGUCGGUUUUCCUUCAACAACCAUUUUGGGAACGUCUUAACGCCAUGCACUGUUGUUCCAGUCAGAGUGUACUCUGAUGCCCGGAAUGUUUUGUCUGGUAUAAUCGAUUCACACGAGAACUUGAAACAAUUCAAAGACGAUUUCAUUAAAGUGCUUUUGUGGGUGCUUAUUCAGACUUGCUACAAAAAGUCAAAAGUCCAAGAAGACAGAUACACAGAACAAAGCAAAGAGAAAGAGCUGAGCCUGUCAGGGAAACACCAAGAAAUUGUUGGUCCACACCACAUAGAACACAAAGAAUCAUCAAAGGAUCUGGAAAGUUUUCAUGAAGAACUUGGUGAUGAGUGGUCUGAUGAUGACAUCUUUGAAAUUCUUCCACAUCCAAAGACUUCUGGCAUUAAACCAGUCAUAGCUGGAGCCAGUGAUGGGUUUUCCAUCCCUGGGAGCGUCCAGACACAUAUCGAUGCUCAUGUGGAGCAAGAUGUAGCAGUAGAUAAAUUGUACUCUGUAGUAGGAUUUGGUCUUCCUGCAACUGACCGAGGAAACACAACUCUCGUUGAACAUUUCAAAAUGGUGGAAUUCAAUUCCUCCUACUCAAAGUUUCUCAGUAUACCUCAAGACUGGAUAUUUGUCUCCUUGUUAAAUUUGAAAAUGAGGGAGAUGAAACAGAUGUUUCCAACAGAGUGGUAUGAGUUUGUUUUGACUCAGUUAGACUUUCACCAUAUAGGUGAGAAGCCCUCUGCUCUUCUCGAGGAGGGUAUCAGGGACAGUUCACUAAGAGACUUGUAUAUUCAAGGUUUGACGUCUAUUUAUUAUGCCUUUUUUGGCAUGGAAAACUCAUCUCCUAGUUCUGCCUGGUUGUUUCGAGCAUAUUUAGGUGGGAUCCCAUGGUCUAUUUCUUUGGAUUGGUUAACUGGAAAUCCAGAACUAUUUCAGCUUGCACUUAAAGCAUUCAGGUAUACCUUUAAGCUCAUGGUUGACAAGGCAAGUUUGGGACCAGUGGAAGAUUUCAAGGAGCUUAUUAAUUACCUUGAAGAGUAUGACAAUGAUUGGUACAUUGGUUUGGUUUCAGAUUCUGAGUGGCAGCAGGCUGUUUUACAAGAGAAACCAUACCUCUUCUCUCUGGGCCAUGACCCAAACAUGGGGGUGUACACUGGCAGAGUACUCACCCUUCAGGAGCAGCUCGUUCAGAUCGGGAAACUUAAUGCGGAAGCUGUUCGAGGUCAAUGGGCAAACCUUUCCUGGGAACUUCUGUACGCCACAAACGAUGACGAGGAGCGCUAUAGCAUACAGGCUCACCCAGUGCUACUACGGAACCUAACGGUGCAAGCAGCGGACCCACCUCUUGGAUAUCCAAUCUAUUCCUCUGUACCUAUCCACGUGCCUUUGUAUUAAACCCUCUACUGUGUUUCUGCAUGUUCAGUGGAAAACACUAAUUUAUGACCCAGUACACAAGAAUAGAUACUGCUGUUGGACGUUUGUUGUUCAUACAUGUCACACUUUAUUGAACUGCACGCUCAGUUGGUUACAGUGAUGUUACCCUUCACAUUACCUCUAAGUCACUGUACUCAUUCAGUUUUAUAAAAUCCAGUAGCAGAUUGAUGAGUGGCAUAAAAUAGGUCAUGGCUUCCUGUGUAAAUAUGUGUACACUUAAAAAAAAUAAUGUUUGACCAAAUGUGUAUAAUGUAAAAUAAUUAUUUUAUAAACUGUUAAUUUUGAUUGUAGUAAACCUGAGUGAU